AGACAUUUUAGUGUUGUUAGAAAAGCAACAGUUUUUUUUGCUUCGGAUCGUUGCAUACUGGUAACAAAGAGAUGGAGUGUAGGAGGCUGUUAAGGUUGCUGAUCAUCUGCCUGUUCUUUCUGGCCGUAGUAAAGCUGUUUUUUGGCAGUUUUAGCAUGGACAACCAAGGACUAAUAGAAUCAACAAGCAAAAAGAUAGAGAUACUAAACCCAGGUAAAUUCUGGUCAAAGAAACCUUUUGUCCAAAAAGAGCCACAAAUUUCAAAGGAACCUGUGCCUCAACCUAGCAAUAUAAGUACAAAUCCAAAGAAAAUCGAGAAAAGCACUACAGAUACCCCAGUGAAACAGGUCACAACCCCUCUCCGUGUGGUGCACUUAGAUCUUAAAGGUGCUGCACCAAACGUCAGAUAUCUUCAACAGAUCUUUCCACUCAUUUCUUCUCUGGGUGCUAAUGGCGUUUUGAUGGAAUAUGAGGACAUGUUUCCCUAUGAAGGUGACCUCCAGCUUCUCAGGGCACCAUUUGCAUACAGUGUGCAGGACAUAGAAGAAAUUGUGAACUUAGCACACAUCAACAAUCUCGAGCUGAUCCCCCUGGUGCAGGUGUUUGGACAUUUAGAGUUUGUUCUGAAACAUGAAAAGUAUUUUAAACUGAGAGAGGUGGCAGACUUUCCUAACAGCCUGAAUCCCCAGGCCCCAGGUAGCCUAGAUUUGAUUAAAGAGAUGCUAAUACAGGUCCUGAGGAGGCACCCAAAUGUACAACGGUUCCAUAUUGGAGCAGAUGAGGUUUAUGGGCUCGGUGGGAGUGAAUCCUCAAAACACUGGAUACAGCAUAAUAAUGGAAGCGUAGGAUCUCUCUUUCUCAACCAUGUGACACAGGUUUGUCACUUUAUGGCUGAACGGAGACCUGGAAUAAAGCUGAUGUUUUGGGAGGAUAUGCUGAGGAAGAUCAGCACUGCUACAAUGAAAGAAUCAGGUAUGGCACAUCUUGCAUCACCUAUGAUAUGGCAGUAUGAUUCAACCCUGGAUGUAACAAAAAUAGGAGAACUGAUAUCUCGCUACCAAGACGCCGGGUUUAAAAGUGUGUGGUUUGCAAGUGCAUUUAAAGGAGCUUCAGGCAUUGACCAGAGGUGGACUCCACUAACUCACCAUUUACAGAAUCACUUAGCCUGGCUUAAAGUCGUAACAUCCAUGACCCAGUACCCAUCUAUAACAAUGGACGGCAUUGUCUUAACAGGAUGGCAAAGAUAUGAGCAUCAUUCUGUGCUUUGUGAACUGCUUCCUGUGGGCACACCGUCUUUGGCCAUCUGCCUACAGACUCUAAAACAUGGUUCAUUUGAUGAAACAGUUAAAGCUGACAUACAGCACAUGUUGGGCUGCACAGUAGAAUUCACUAAGAACAGCUGUGAAGGCACCCGGUCAUUUCCAGGCUCCGAAGUCUACGGCAUGGUGCAAAAGAUCAACACAGACCUUCAGAAGUCAGUGGAAAAAAUAAUGCAACACGGUGCUGUAAGAGGUUCGUUUAGUCCCUAUCAUCGAAAGUACAGCUUUGGAAAUCCUCGGAGUAUUGGAUUUAUCAAGAAUGAUCUAACAAAAUUUCUGAAUGAGUGGGAGACAUUUUUGGAGACAUUCCAGACAGAGAUGGACAAAAUCUUCUAUCCAGAUACUGUGGAGGAGUGGAUAGAAGAGAAUGUCAACAUUUACAUGAAUAAAGUCCGCAGCUUAGCAAAAGACAUGGAACAAACUUUAAAGCUGAAAGGACAGCCAAAGAGUCUCAAUCCUUCAUACAAAAAUAAAGAAGUGUAAACUUGUUUAAAUGUUCAUUUAAAUUACAUUAAUUAAAUGUAUUUAUUUUUGUCGAAAACUACAUACAGCUUCUGUUACAUGUAAAAUAUUUGAAUUUGCCAAAGAUAAACAAUGCACAAGGUUACAUAUUUUAACAUUUUGCUUUGUUAAAAUAUGGAAACUAAAUGGGAUUUAAGGUAAAUAUAUGAUUGUCUAUAAAUGUGAGCUAAAAUGUGGUACAUGUCAUUUUGCACUUUUUGUUUUGCAUUGAUUCCAGAUCAGCAUCUGGUGAAAUCUGGAGUUCUUUAACAGGUUGCUUUUAUUAGCUAUUGGUUUUGGGUGGGAGAUGGUGUAGAUCAUAGUUUGUUUGGAUCUCAUUACAAAUGAACAUCUUUUAAGUGCCUUUUUGGAAAAUGUAAUUUAUUACAUUGAUUUUAUAAUAUGCAGCUUUUAUUUGGAGUGUCUUUUGAUAAUGAAUUUCCUACAUAUAAAUUGUAAGUGUUUUUUAUAUGUACUCUAGUAUGUUUAUCCAAACUGGCCAUUAACCCACAAUUGCUUGCAUCGUAUUCGGUCACAGUUGUAAGUCACUUUGAAUAAAAGUGUUUGCUAAAUGA
Messenger RNA from Trichomycterus rosablanca, 2395 nucleotides. Its product is annotated as beta-N-acetylhexosaminidase. Gene Ontology annotation, biological process: carbohydrate metabolic process. The coding region runs from base 72 to 1802 and encodes 576 amino acids. NCBI's taxonomy places the organism in Eukaryota, Metazoa, Chordata, Actinopteri, Siluriformes, Trichomycteridae. The record is from RefSeq and is a predicted model, not a curated record. Gene Ontology annotation, molecular function: hexosaminidase activity. The transcript is spliced from 14 exons.